This is a messenger RNA of Aspergillus pseudoviridinutans, 783 nucleotides long. RefSeq lists its product as uncharacterized. The transcript is spliced from 3 exons. Lineage: Eukaryota; Fungi; Ascomycota; Eurotiomycetes; Eurotiales; Aspergillaceae. The record is from RefSeq and is a predicted model, not a curated record. The coding region runs from base 1 to 783 and encodes 260 amino acids.
AUGCCGCCUCAUUCUGUGGACCACGCCGGCGUCGCAAUUGCUGAAGUGACCAUCUUCUCCCUCAUUCAGCUGGUACAAUUUGUCACAAGGUUUAUGCAAGAAUGGAAGUACUGGCACCACAGAAGGGAGAGAAAAGUCGGCAGAUGCGUGCUGUACUCCUGGUUUGGCAUGCUGGGUUUUUUAGCGCAGCUCAGAAUUGCGGGUUCCGCGAUGGUGCUUGCUGUUUCCAAUCCGAGCGAGUCAGUCUGGACGGUAGAGAUCAUUCUGCAAAGUAUCGGACUAUCACCUCUGCUGUUUGAGGCUGGACAACGCGGUCCCGGAAACACAAGGUACCCGAAACAUUUGCGUUUCCUGCUUCACGCCUUUCGCUUCCCAGUCAUCAUUUCUCUUGUCUGUGCCGUGGUGGGUGAGACAAUGGAUAUUUCCGCCUGUAGGGAUAUCGGCUCGGGCGUCUUCGUCAUUACCUUUGCAUUUGUCAUUGGUCUCGUGCUUUGGGUUGCCAUCGCUUACCGCACGGUCCUGCCCAGAAACAGCCGCCGCGGCGUGAUGCUGGUCCUUGCCACUCUGCCGUUCCUGGCUGUCAGAAUCGCCUACUUUCUGCUGGGUGAGUAUGGGUCGGAGGAAUUCAAUGCUGUCACUGGCAAGGAGGGUAUCAAAGUUGGUAUGGGCCUGUUGAUGGAGAUAAUCGUCACAGCGCUUCUGUUGUUAUCACGAGGCACGAUGGAGCCAUUGCAAUCGAAGAUUCUUCGUGUUGAGGAAUUUGAGAGAGGCGACAGGCCUUGA